CGCCCUCCCUCGCCCCCGCCCUCCGCAGAACGAUGUCUGCCACCCCGGACUACAACAAGGUGCUUUACGCACCCCUUGCCGAGAUCGACCCCGAGGUGCAGAACAUCAUCGACAAGGAGACAUGGCGGCAGUUCUCUGGUCUUGAGCUCAUUGCGUCUGAGAACUUGACGAGCAGGGCGACGAUGGAGGCCAACGGCUCGAUCCUCACCAACAAGUACUCCGAGGGCCUGCCCAACGCGCGCUACUACGGCGGGAACGAGUACGUCGACGAGCUCGAGCUUCUGUGCCAGAAGCGCGCCCUCCAGGCGUUCCACCUCGAUGCGGCCCAGUGGGGCGUCAACGUGCAGCCCUAUUCCGGCUCCACUGCCAACUUUGCGGCCCUCACUGCGCUUAUUCAGCCCCAGGACCGUCUCAUGGGUCUUGGCCUCCCCGACGGUGGCCACUUGACGCACGGUUACUACACCGCUAAGAAGAAGAUGACGGCGUCGUCUAUCUACUUCCAGUCGCUCCCCUACGGCCUCGACCCUGCGACCCAGUUGAUUGACUACGAGGGUGUCGCCCGGCUCGCGAAGAUCUACAAGCCCCGUCUCCUCAUCUGCGGUGCGUCCGCGUACCCGCGUGACUGGGACUACAAGGCUCUCCGCGCGAUCGCGGACGAGCACGGCGCGUACCUCAUGGCCGACAUCGCGCACACGAGCGGUCUCGUCGCCGCCGGCGAGCUCGCGGACCCCUUCCAGUACUGCGACGUCGUCACGACCACGACGCACAAGACGCUCCGUGGCCCCCGUGCCGGUCUCAUCUUCUUCAAGCGGGAUGCAGACAAGGCGAAGGACCUCGAGAAGCGCAUCAACGACGCCGUGUUCCCGGCGUGCCAGGGUGGCCCCCAUAACAACACCAUUGCCGGUAUCGCCACCGCCCUCCUCCAGGCGUGCCAGCCCACCUGGAAGGCGUACGCCAAGCAGGUCAUCGCGAACGCGACCACCCUCGGCAAGGAGCUCGUCGAGCGCGGCUACAAGCUCCAGACGUCGGGCACGGACAACCACCUCGUCCUCUGGGACCUGCGCCCGCUCGGCCUCACCGGCUCGAAGCUCGAGAAGCUCUGCGACCUCGUCGGGAUCACGAUCAACAAGAACGCGGUGUCCGGCGACGCGUCCGCGCAGGUGCCUGGGGGCAUCCGCCUCGGCACGGCCGCGCUGACGUCGCGCGACAUGCGCGAGGACGACAUGAAGGUCGUCGCGGAGUUCCUGCACCGCGCGGUGCAGACCGCGCUCGUGCUCCAGAAGGAGGCGGGCAGCAAGCUCCUGAAGGACUUCGUGCGCGUCGCGAGCGUGCCCGAGGAGGGCAAGGUCGGCGCCGCGCAGGUGCAGGACAUCAAGAAGGGCGUGCAGGAGUUUGCGCGCAGGUGGCCGCUCCCCGGUGUGGAUGUGUCGCAGCUGACGCGCCCUGCCGGCAUCGAGGAGUAAGCUGCUGCUGCUGCUUAGAGUGGUGUGUAACAUAUUGUGAUCGUGGUUGGAGGAGACGGGGACGGGGUCGUGUUGGAUAGAGCUCGCGAAAGUAAAAUAGUGCGUCGGGUAUUUCAACAUAAUCCGGCCCUCCCAGACGUUCAACAUCUCUGGGUCGUACAUCUGUAUUAGUAGAUUCCACUCACUAUCGUCGCUCUGCAAAACAUAUUGCUGUAACAUGUAUACAGAUAUAUGGCGUGG
Molecule: messenger RNA, 1703 nt
Organism: Trametes versicolor FP-101664 SS1
Lineage: Eukaryota; Fungi; Basidiomycota; Agaricomycetes; Polyporales; Polyporaceae
Product: glycine hydroxymethyltransferase
Exons: 7
Coding region: 33-1463 (476 amino acids)
Biological process (GO): folic acid metabolic process; tetrahydrofolate interconversion; L-serine catabolic process
Cellular component (GO): cytoplasm
Molecular function (GO): glycine hydroxymethyltransferase activity; pyridoxal phosphate binding; cobalt ion binding
Source: RefSeq, a predicted model, not a curated record